ACAGGGCUAAUUUCAGCCAAACAUGUCAUUAAGCAUGCUUGCAUGGGUAAAGAGUAUUCAAGUUUGUGCAAAUGAAGUGCCAUGUCCUUUAUGAAGUGGAGAACUUACUUAAGAAUAUCCAGCCUUUGAAGAGAUGCCACAUCUUAUGCCAAUACAGAUAUGCAUCAUCUAACACAUUUAAGUUUGCAGAUCUACAGGUACAAUUGACUAGUUCCCCCAAACCAAAGCCAGAUGACCCAGACAAUUUGCUUUUCGGUCACCACUUCAGUGACCACAUGCUUGAGGUCCCCUGGUCAGCAGACAAGGGGUGGGGAAAGCCACUUAUAUCUCCAUUCCAUAACCUAUCCCUCCAUCCCGCGGCCAAGUGUCUCCAUUAUGCUACAGAGUUGUUUGAAGGAAUGAAGGCCUACAAGAGUGCAGAGGGGAAAAUUAAUAUGUUUAGGCCAUCAGAGAACAUGGCCAGAAUGACCAGCACCGCCAAACGGGCAUCACUGCCAACUUUUGAUGGUGAUGAACUCAUCAUGUGUAUCAAAAAGUUGGUCAGUAUUGAUAAAGAAUGGGUGCCCAGGUCUGACAAAGCCUCCCUGUACAUCAGACCUACUCUUAUAGGAACGGAGAGUGUGUUACGUGUGGAUGCUCCAAAGCAGGCCCUAUUAUUUGUGUUGAUUGGACCAGUGGGAGCAUAUUAUCCAACAGGACUCAAACCAGUGUCCCUAUUAGCUGAUCCUAAGUAUGUCAGAGCCUGGCCAGGAGGCAGUGGCAACUUCAAGAUGGGCUGUAAUUAUGCCCCCACCAUGUUCGUUCAGAAAGAGGCUGCUGCCAAGGGUUGUCAACAGGUACUGUGGCUGUACGGGGAGGAGGAACAGAUUACUGAAGUGGGAGCCAUGAACCUCUUCAUGUACUGGACCAAUGAAAACGGAGAGGAUGAACUGAUCACAUGUCCACUUAAUGGGCUAGUGUUGCCAGGGGUUACCAGAAAGAGUUUGCUGGAACUGGCCAAAUCAUGGGGAGAGUUUAAGGUGUCAGAACGAGAGUAUACUAUGCAGGAUAUAAUCAAAGGAUUGAAAGAAAACAGGGUAAAGGAGUUUUUUGGGGCAGGCACUGCCUGUGUUGUGUCCCCUGUAGAGAAGAUUCUUUACAAAUCCCAGUGGCUGAGUAUCCCCACUAUGUCCGAAGGAGCCCCCCUCACAAUGCGCAUGUAUAAUACUCUCCUAGAUAUACAGUAUGGGAGAACCCAACAUGAAUGGGCAGUUCCAGUGGAAUAAAUGACUUAACCCAAUACAAUUCGAGGCUACUACAUUAUUGUAUUAGUGGAUUAAUAGUGCUUGGAGGUUCAAUCACAGCCAAUACUUCUGUUGGUGAAUAUUUAGCUGUUAUAAAUGGCUUUUUUUCUCUCAGGAAUGUAUGUAUUUAAUGAGUUAUCCUAGUCUACAUCGACUGCAAUCUUGAGAAAAGAAAACAAAAUGUAUGAUGCUGCUAGGGACAUGCAGCUAUGUAAAAAAAAAAUUAAAGAGGCAUAUGCACAUAUGGGCAGUAGACUGGCUUACAAAAGUUUUUUGACUAUAUUUCCACAGUGAAUAGGGCUCUAUCAACUUAUUUGGCAAACAAUUGAUCUAGAAAUAAGGCUACAUGCAAUGCAUAAAAUACUCUGUAUCAAAAAAGCUGGCUCGUGCCUUGUUUUUGACAUUGUUUGCUUUGUCAUUUGAAGAAUUAGUCAACCAUACCACAUGUAAUGACAACAAACCUAAACUAUUUCAUAGUGCAAGUAAUAGUAAUAUUUCCUAGCUCCUGUUCAACUUCCCCCCCCCCCCCCCCCCCCCCCCCCCCCCCAGCAGCUGUUAAAUAAGAGUGAUACUUGGGAAAAAUUGUAACAAAAUCAAAUUUGCAUGCUUAUGUUGUGCAUUUUUGUACGAAUAGAGGUUCCAUCUGUAAACACAAGUUUCUAAGACUGUUUUGUCUUAAAGGGAAGCAUAUGUAAUUGAAAGUAAGGCAUCAAUUAAAGUACAUGGUUAUUUCUCAAAAUGUACAUGAAAUAGGUGUAUUUGACUUGAGUAAUGUGAUGUUGUGCAAUUUGAAAAUUUGCGCCCCAGUUUCUUAACAUUUGCACAAUAAAUGUCAAAAAGUAAUUAUUCAAUGUUUAUAUUUACAUUUUCUCAAUAAAUUGUUUUAAUACUUUUAAAUUUACUGCUUUCCUAGUACAUGUGUUUGAACAGAACAGCACCUGUUGACUCUGCUGAUACCGGGGUACACUGUGUGAUAAGUUACGUAACAUGAAGGAGCUUCUCUGUGCAGUGUUAAAUCCCUGUUUAAAACACAAAGCUUGCAAUGUAGUUUAAUGAGAAAAAUACAAUGGAAUGUAAAUAUAACUUAUUACUUUACAAUGUUAUUUAUAUUUGAUUAUCUUUUUAAAAAUUUCAAGCCCAGGUCACUCAACAUGUGUAUAUAUGUCCCUUUAAAUUAGGUUUUAUCACUAUAUAUCCCCAGUGUUUGUUAAUGAAUGAAUAAUAGUUUGUAAAGCUUUCUGCAAAUCCAUUUGGCUUGUAACUUACCAAUUUUUGAAAAGAGCAAUGUUUGGAGAUCCCAGAUUAUCAUUUAAAUUGACUAUAACAGGAACUUAAAAACUUCUUGAUCGUAGGGUUUAUCUGUGAUAUUUUUUGAUUUUGCCAUUGUUUGAAGUUUUUGUAUAUGUGUGCUAGCAAUAUUCUGGUAUUUUUACACUGUGUGCGCUACAAGUUGUAUAUUUUUACACCGAGUGAUGGACGUGACUAAACAUGCACAUCAAAUAACAAUUUACCCAGUGCUACAUCUUAACAGAUUUUAGUGUAUUUGUAUUCUAUGUAGAGGAAUACAGUGUAUCAGCAAAAUGUCAAGAUGGAUGUAUUCCCUUGAAUGCUAAAUUUCUUGCUAGAGACCAGAAAGGGUAUCUCUUGGGAGCAGGAAUUAGAUGUCCAUUGGGUGUGGAGUUUUUCCCUCAUAAAAUCUAAUUGAGAAAAUUUGGGAAAACAAAAUAAAAAAAACCGAAAUAAUUGACGUGUUAUCAAAUAUUUUGUCAAAAUAAACGGAUGAGUUUUCAAGAUUACAAAUUAACAUAAAUGCAAUUUUACUAUUGGUGUGAAGAGAACCCCUUAACUUUUUUUUUCUAUAUUUCUUUAUAAGUAGAAUCAGUUGAUUAAAGAAUAUAAUAUCAAUCAUUUUAUGUAUGUUUUCCAUUUUUGAAAAAGAUUACUGUUAUUAAAUGCAAAAGGCUUCACCUUUUAUCACAAAAUGAAGGGAAUCACUACCUAUUAAAGAGGAAUGGUCUGGUUAGAAAUUCUCACUUAAAAGGAAAUGCAUCCAACUUGGUGGAGUAUCAUCAUCACGGGUGUUUGAUGGCAGAAUGUGACUCAUUUUAGUGCACUUAUUCAAUGUUAUGAUUUAUACCAAAUGUUACUUUUCUGUAAAAAGUAUAUGGUAGUAAUAAUAUUGCAAUAUAUUGAUAUUUCAGAGUGAAUACAUAUUAUUUUUUUAAACAAUAUUUAAUCUGAACAUAUCCACAAAAAUUUUUAUUGUUAAUUCAUGUGGAACACAGUGCUGUUCAAGAAUGAUGUAAUUGUAACUUUUUCAACCUUGAAAUACGUACAAUUUAUGAAAGUACAUGUAACAAACAUUUGUUUUGAUUUUUUAUUUGAUAUAAUAUGUUAUGAAUUUCAUCAGCAUUAUAAUUGAAUAUUAAUUAUGCACACAAGUUUCAUAGAAAACUGCCACAGCUUUAGUUUCACUGGUAAUAAGUUAAGAUGUGAUUUGUUGUGGACAAUCAAAACUUCUCCUUGAAAUCCAAUUUCCUCAUUAGAUUUGGUUUGAUAUAGAGGUAAUAUAUGACUUUUGUAAAUUUGUCAUGAAACAGAUACUCCACUAAUUGUGCAUGGAUUUUACCCAGAAUUUUUACUAUAUAUAAAUUCAUAAUUCAGAAUCUUACUCAGAAUAUGCUCGUUAUGAAUGAUUGCUGAUUUUUAAGGUAUACCGGUUUUUUGAAUUAUACAACGAUUAUUUUGUAUUAAAAGAGAGAUCAACAUUCAUAAGAACAGAUGAUGUGAACGAAGUAAAAAUAUUUCAUAUCAUUUCUCCCAUUAUUAACUUUCGUUCGUUCUUAUUUUGGUUUACUAACGUGUUCCCCUGGGACAAUUCUGAUUAGUGGCUUUUAAUUUUUCAGUCUUUGAACUUUUUCUUGAUUAUUUCAUUUUGACUGGUCAGAGAACCUGUGUUUAAUACAUGUGAAUGUAUAUUUCAAUAGAGUACAUCAGUUGACCCCAAAAAACACAACCCAAAACCCUGCAAGGGUGCAAUGGGAGAAUCGGUUUCCAUAAUGUGCUUGUUAGUUACCAGUGCUGUUAAACUCAUUCCUUACUAAGUUAGUUUUUGAAUUUUCAGGAGACACUAGGCGAACCUCGUGUCUCUUGAAAAUGAAAAAAAUUAAGAAACAAGAGUUUGAGAAAAACUUGUUACUAUCUCACAUUGGUUAUGGAAUCUCGAUAUCUUUUUCAGAAUGAAUUUCUGAUUGGUGCUUUGUUAUGAAGUUGGUUUGAAUCUCAGUAUAGUAGAUAAUGUAUAGAGGGAAAGGGUUACAAAGUCUCUCUUAAUUGUCCUAGAUAUUAACUGACAUCUUUUAUGCAAUUUUUUUUAAAUAAUUGUACGAACUUGCUUUAUUUAUGGCAUUUUAUUUUGAUAAGAGGAAUUGACAAUUGGAGUUCACAGUUCUACAGAUGGUAAGAGUUGUUGCUUUUAUCUACUAUUGGUAAUUUUCCUUGGUUGCAAAUUAUCCACAAUUGUGGUAGAAUUGCCAACAUGCAUUUGGGGUAUUUAGAGCCCUCUUUCAAAAUGAUGACUGGUCAAGCAAUUGUGACACACUAAUGACUCUUGUUCACAACUUACAAUGCCUGCUACAGAUGCACAUUAGCAUAAAGAGUAUUAAGUCCUUAUUAUUGUCAACGAAGGUAGAAUAGUUUUGGUGAGCAAUACAGAUAGUGUAGUUAAUAUGUAUUAAAUAGCAUCUACAAUUUUGCAAGUCUUUCCGCAACAUGAAAUACUAGGAAAAUACACAGUAAUGUGAGACAUCGGAAUUUACGUUGAUUUACAGUUUUCAUAGUUUUAUCUAUAAUGAAAAUGGUCGCAAUAAAUCGGAAGUGCUACAAAGUGAAAUGUAUUCCCUAACAAGUUAGAAAUGGCAAGUUAAAGUAAUUUUUAUGGUUCUUUCAGAUUUAUUGAUAAUUCCAGUUAUUUUUUACUUGUUUUAAUAUUGAAAAACAAUGUAUUGCUUUUACAUUAUACUUAUAAUAUGUACUUAGCAUACAUGUUUCCCCUGUGUGACUGGUACGUUAGGAAUUGUUGAUUUUGUGUCUUGAUUUUUUCUUUCAUUUUUUAAUAGCAAGAAAAGGGGUUGGGGUAAUGGUGUCAGUAUAUUGAUAAGCACAUUUAAUACUUUUUGCCUCAUAUUUUAAAAACUCAUAAUAAUCAGUGGGUUGGCUCUUGUACAGUGGUCGAAAGCUGUAUUUUAAAGAAGUAUAGAAUAUGAAAAAAAAUAUGUAUAUAUAGUUUUGUUGGGGCUUGCAUGUGUGAUUUAAAUACUUAGUUGUGAAUUAAUACAGGUUUUUUGCUAGGAAAACUUUAAGUUUGUAUUCAAAAUUGUAUCUCUAUACACCGGCUACAUUUAUAUCUAUAGGCAUAGUGUACCGUAUUGUUUCUAGACUUAAACAAUUUUCCCUUUAUUAAGAAAAAUGCAUUUAUGUAUAUUCAUAUUUUGGAAAUCAAAUUGUGUUUUAGAGAAGUGUUUUUUGAAUCUAUCUUGUUUUCAGUAUACAAUAAAGUUUUUGUUAACAUA
This is a messenger RNA of Ostrea edulis (European flat oyster), 5854 nucleotides long. Its product is annotated as branched-chain-amino-acid aminotransferase, cytosolic-like. The record is from RefSeq and is a predicted model, not a curated record. Gene Ontology annotation, biological process: L-leucine biosynthetic process; L-valine biosynthetic process. NCBI's taxonomy places the organism in Eukaryota, Metazoa, Mollusca, Bivalvia, Ostreida, Ostreidae. Gene Ontology annotation, cellular component: mitochondrion. Gene Ontology annotation, molecular function: branched-chain-amino-acid:2-oxoglutarate transaminase activity. The transcript is spliced from 11 exons. The coding region runs from base 72 to 1265 and encodes 397 amino acids.